Rhododendron vialii is the source of this 3227-nucleotide messenger RNA. RefSeq names its product UTP--glucose-1-phosphate uridylyltransferase 3, chloroplastic. Gene Ontology annotation, biological process: UDP-N-acetylglucosamine biosynthetic process. The transcript has 17 exons. Bases 260 to 2842 code for a protein of 860 amino acids. Gene Ontology annotation, molecular function: UDP-N-acetylglucosamine diphosphorylase activity. The record is from RefSeq and is a predicted model, not a curated record. NCBI's taxonomy places the organism in Eukaryota, Viridiplantae, Streptophyta, Magnoliopsida, Ericales, Ericaceae.
AGGAGAUGGCGCGAGUGAGAGAGAGAGAGAGAGAGAGAGGAGAGAGAGAGAGGUGGCGCCAACCAAUGGGACGUAUUUAAAAAGGGAUGACGAUUUGUUCAGGACACAUAAGUACAUAACUGACAGUUUGAAUCUCCCCUCAUCUCUUUCUCUCCUUGGUGGGUAUAUGCUUCCGGAAUCUCGUUUUAUCCCACUACCCCUCCCUUUCUCCUCUUCGUCGUCUUCUCUCUCUCUCUUUCUCCCUCUCUCGCUCUAAACAAUGGCGCGCGCAACCCCAAUCCUCCACCAAAACAACCUCCUCCUCACCCCCCGCACCAGAACCUCCCACUCCCUCUUCAACUCCCCCAAACCCCCGCCCCCACUCUCCCCGACCCUCACCUCCGUCUCCCUCUCACACCACCGCGUCACGCGCGUCUCCACAGCCCCCCUCGAGCACGCGCCGCCCUCCCCCUCCCCCGACUUCCGCCCCGAAAUCUCCCGCCUCAAAUCCCUCCGAUCCACCCUCUCCCGCUCCAAAACCCUAACCGACAAGCUCCGAGCCAUCCACGCCGACUCCAGAGUAAAACGUUUCUUCACCGUUGGGGUUUCUAGGGUUUUGAAUGACUAUCUUAAGUUGGGCGAUUACGAGUUGUUUUUACUCAAAUGUGUGGUGGCAGCGGGGCAGGAGCACGUGCUGGGGUCGAUAUCAGAGUCGGUGGUCGAGGGCGAUUUCGAGUCGGCCAGGGGGUUGUUGAAGAGCGCGCUUUAUGGUUUGGUUGAGAUGAUUGAGAAGUGGGAUGUGGAGGGUGGUGGGGGGGUGGUGGGGGGUAGGGUGGAGGAGGAGGUGGAGGGUAAAGAGGUUGGAGCGUUGAGGAAGCUGCUGAAGACUCUUGGAGAGAUGGAACGGUUUUAUGACUGCAUUGGAGGAAUCAUUGGAUAUCAAAUAGCGGUGCUGGAGCUUCUUGCUCAAUCAAGAUAUGAGGGACAUACCAUAAAUUGGUCCAAGCACCUUAAUGAAUCAAAGGGAUGCCAAUUACUUGAAGUUCAUCCUCCCAGAGUUCUUGACCUUUCUGAAGAUACAGAAUAUGCAUCUCAAGCAGCUCUUUGGGGAAUUGAGGGUUUACCAGAUCUAGGUGAGAUUUAUCCUCUUGGAGGUUCUGCAGACAGGCUUGGUUUGGUUGACCCUCACACUGGUGAAUGUCUCCCUGCUGCAAUGCUUCCUUACUGUGGACGGACAUUAUUAGAAGGUCUUAUAAGAGAUCUUCAGGCUAGAGAAUUCUUGUAUUUCAAGUUGUAUGGAAAACAAUGCGUCACCCCUGUUGCAAUCAUGACGAGUUCAGCAAAGAACAACCAUGAACGCAUCACCUCACUGUGUGAAAGACUUGGAUGGUUUGGAAGAGGUCGAUCUCUAUUCCAAUUUUUUGAGCAGCCUCUUGUUCCGGCUGUUGGUGCAGAAGAUGGUCAAUGGCUGGUCACCAGACAAUUCAUGCCCGUUUGCAAGCCUGGUGGUCAUGGUGUGAUAUGGAAGCUUGCUUAUGAUAGAGGCAUUUUUCAAUGGUUUUAUGACCAUGGAAGAAAAGGUGCAACUGUUAGACAAGUAAGUAAUGUUGUGGCUGCUACAGAUUUGACCCUCUUGGCAUUGGCGGGGAUUGGUCUGCACCAUGGAAAGAAACUAGGAUUUGCGUCAUGUAAGCGAAUCUUGGGGGCCACAGAAGGAAUAAAUGUUUUAGUUGAAAAAAAGAAUCUUGAUGGAAUGUGGGCAUAUGGUUUAUCAUGCAUUGAGUACACCGAGUUUGACAAGUUUGGGAUCAGUGAGGGACCUCUUUCUUCUCAUAGUUUGCAGGCAGAGUUCCCUGCCAAUACAAACAUUCUAUAUGUGGAUUUACCUUCUGCAGAGCUUAUUGCAUCAAGAGAAAGUGAAACCAGCUUGCCAGGCAUGGUGCUCAAUACAAAGAAGCCUAUUACAUACGUGGAUCAGUUUGGAAUCCAGCAUCGUGUCCCUGGUGGACGGCUGGAAUGCACAAUGCAGAACAUAGCUGAUAAUUUCUUCAAUGCACAUUCAUCUCGACGUUGUGAAGGUGUAGAAGCAGACAAUCUGGAUACCUUUAUUGUGUACAAUGAGCGAAGGAAGGUCACAUCAUCUGCUAAGAAGAAAAGAAGAUAUGGCGACAAGUCUUUUCCCCAGACUCCAGAUGGUUCAUUGUUGGACAUUAUGCGCAAUGCCUAUGAUCUUCUUUCCCACUGUCAAAUCGAAAUUCCAAAGAUUGAAGGUAAUGAUAAGUAUGCUGAUUCUGGACCCCCAUAUCUCAUCUUCCUUCAUCCUGCUUUGGGACCACUUUGGGAAGUCACUCGACAAAAAUUUGUUGGAGGUUCCAUUGCAGAGGGUUCCGAAUUACAAGUAGAGGUUGCUGAGUUCUUAUGGAGAGAUGUUCAGCUCGAUGGUAGUUUGAUAGUUGUGGCCGAAAAUAUCCUGGGUUCGACUACGAUGGAUGAAAAUGGUGAUCCGAAACUACAGUAUGGGCGCAGGUGUGGAAGGUGUAAGUUACAGAAUGUCAAAGUACUGAAUGAAGGGAUUGAUUGGACUUCAGGACACAACACGUACUGGAAGCAUGAUGUGCAGCGGUUUGAGUUAUUAAAGGUCAUACUACAUGGAAAUGCUGAAUUUGAAGCAACAGAUGUCAUCUUACAGGGCAAUCAUGUCUUUGAAGUUCCAAAUGGCUAUAAAUUGAAGAUCACAUCAGGAAAUUCAGGUUUGGAUGUCCAGUUAAACCCUAUUGAAGAGAAAUCGAUGGAUACGGGAAGCUGGUUCUGGAACUACAAGAUAAACGGUACACAUAUUCAGUUGGAAUUGGUAGAGUUGUAGAAGUAUAACCGGAUCCCUACCUACAUUUUAUGUGAACCAUGGUUCACUAUCUGUCUCAGAAGUCACUUGGAGAUUAUCCGGGUGAUUCGCUCUUCGUUGAACAUAAGUUGAACCUCUCUUACCAUCGGCUCUUUUUUUGUAACACAUACAUAAGUUUAGAGCCUAUAUCACUGAAAGUUCCCGUCUCAUGUAACUAAAAUGUAAGUUUAAGUGUAAAGAUCGUGGAAGUUUGGUUGUAGUUGUUUUGUCAUUUCUUUUACUGGCAUAUCAGUAGAUUAGUCAUUGCUGUUGGGGUCUUUUUUUUCCCUUUCAUUAAAUCCGUGUAAUCAAUAUUGUAACUUUUUGUUACUAACUUAAUGGCAAUCUCUCUCUCUCUCUCUCUCUC